AUGGAUAAUAACAAUUUACCACCACCACCACUUUUAAAGACACCACCACCACUUUUGCCAAAGAGCAAUAGUGCUGGAUCGCUUUCACCACCGAAUAAGAGUUUACCGACACCAAACAAACCACCACCCCUCUCAAAGCCACCACCUUUGGCCAAGCCACCUCAUCUUGGUGGUCCACAACAGACAUCACCACCAUCUCAACUUCCACCACAGCAGACACCACCUCUACCUCCCAACGUCUCAGGACAACCAAAACCACCCAAUAAACUGCCACCACAACCACCAGCAAAACUAAUGACUGGAACACCAACUAGCACUUCAACAGGUAGUCUACCACUGCCAUCUCAAUAUCAACAACAACAACAACAACCAAGACAACCACCACCUGUAAACUUACCACCUUUGCCGCCAUCGAAUAUGGGCGUCAAUCAAAUGCCACCACCUCCACCAAUGCCAACUAAUUUACCACCACCACCACCUCUCAACACCGCACAAAUGCCACCACCACCAGCGAUGCCAACUACACUUCCACCAUUGCCAUCAUCGAUAGCCAACCUUCCACCACCACCAAUGCCAACCAAUUUACCACCACCACCAAUCAACACCAGUGGAAACAGUAUCAAUGCGAUCCCAUCGACAAACAUAUCACCAACAGUCAUUGGAAAGUCGCAACAAGCUCCACCACCAAUCCUUAGUCCACCACCACCUCUAGCAACACCACCACUUGUACCAAUAUCCAACCCCAAUCCAAUGAACUCCUCGACAGAAUCAUUCUCACCACCACCAUCCAACAGAAACUCUGUUGAUUUAACAGCUUUGGAUUUCCCUGAAAUUAAUACUCAAAAUAGAAUUGCUGAAGAGAAUUUCAAUUAUCUAAAGGAUAUUUAUACUAAAAUUACAAAGAGAUCUCAAGCAAGUUCUUCAACAUCAAGAGAAGGUCAUAGUUUAGCAGAGGCAUUUAAGAAUUAUGGAACAAUGUUGAUUGCACAACAAGAUAAUAUUAUGGGUCAAUGUAUGUUUAAGGUUGGAGAUUUACACAGAGAUCUAGAGACUUUUAGAGAUCGUUUGGAUAAUCAGACUUUGUCUGGUCUUCGUGGUACCGUCGAUCAGUAUGUAAAUCGUGAUAUCAAGUUGGUUCGUGCCUCAAAGAAGAACUUUGACAAGGUGCGAUCUCUCUAUGACACCAUCGAUGGCAAGUGCAGUGCCAAUGCAUCAAAGAGCAAAGGAAUCAACUUGGUAAGACAGGCAGAGCUGCAACAAGAGCGUGAUUUCCUCAAGGGUCGUGUCACCUCGACUGGACAGGAGUCAGCAACCACCAUUCGUUUGGUUAAUGAGUCAAACUCGGUCGAGAUGAUGGAGCAAAUCAUAGAGUAUGUCGAAAGCUUGCAACAAGCUUCGAGACUACUGACGGAGCAACUCGAUACAAUGCAGCCAGUUCUGGCCAACUACAAGAAGGAAGCACAGAAGCGAAAGUCAGAGUUGGAGAAAUCCAUUGACCUUCAGAAACAACUGGAUCGUAACUCGGUUGGUGGAAACGGUGCCAACAAAGAUUCGCGAGUCAACAACUCGUCCGAUAACAUUGAGCGUGAAGUUCAGGGAGAGGAUCCAAAACGUGCAAGAGUUCGUCGUUUUAUUUCGGCGGAGCGAAACUAUGUGAGUGGACUGAGUACUCUGGUGCAGGUGUAUCUCGCCGGUCUGAGAACGGACGACCGUCUCUUCAGUAAGGUCUUCAAGGAAGACGAAGUAGCAAUAUUCGCAAAUAUCGAACCGCUGCUAUCGCAUCAAACGAAAUUCCUGGAGGAGUUGGAAGGCUGUUUGAAACAAUAUGGUGAGCCAGGCGGACCAACUCUUGGUCAGACAUUCUUCAAGGCAUCGGGCAAGUUCAUGUCACUCUACUCGGUGUAUGUCGGUAACUUUUCAAAGGCAUUGACCACUCUGAAUCGUGUGAAGCAAUCUAAGAAUUUCCAGGCAUUCCUAAAGACCUGUGAGGAAAAGUCGGAUGGCGCAGACAUUGAUUCACUCAUUCCAACUCCACUCACUAGAAUCACCAGCUAUAUGAUAUUCCUCCAGGACCUCAAAGAAACCGACAGUUCCGAUCCAAACGAAGCCAACUCGAUUCGUGGUGCUCUCGACAAGAUGCAAGCAUUGGGUAAUCUAGUGGGACAAUCACACAACCUGAUUCAAUUGAUGAAACUCCAGCAAUCGUUGAUUGGAUUCGAUGCUUCCUAUUUGGUAGAGGAAGGACGUUUCUUGUUGAAGGAAGGCACUGUUUCAAUGUCGAUUGGCAAUGCACCGGUAUCCUCCUACUAUUGUAUAUUAGUUAGUGAUCUAUUGAUCUAUUGUAAGAAACAGACUGCGCUCUUCCCCUCGGUUCUCUAUGACAAUACACUGGCAAUUGCAAGUGGAUCGUCCAGCAGCAAUCUCGGUAGUAAUACCAAGUAUAAAUUCGUUGGAAAGCUAGAGGUUAAGAAUAUGGACUUAAAGACAUCACCAAAGGACGAUGAAAAGACAUUCGUUCUUACAUCGGGUGUAGGAAAUAAUUUGGUGACCGUAUCGGUUCAAUUUGAAAACAAAACAAUCAAAGAGGAUUGGUGGUCAACCAUCUCCAAAGCAAUCUCCAAAGCAAAUCAAAACAAGAUUUUCUCGAUUCCACUCGAGCAUAUCUAUGCACGUCCAGCCGAACAAGGUCGUGCCAUCCCACUUUUCGUACAGAGAAUCUUGGAUUAUCUCUAUGAGAAUGCUGCUUCGGAGGAAGGAAUCUUCCGUCUCUCUGCAAAUCAACGAGUGCUCGAUGCAUCGCGUGAGGAAAUAGAGACUGGAGUGGAACUAGACUACUCGGAGCUCGAUAUCCAUGUGGUGGCAUGUCUUUUGAAGCUGUGGGUGAGAAAUCUACCGGAACCACUGCUAACUUUCAAGGAGUUUGAUUCGUUUGUGGAGAUUGCCGAUAUCGAUUCCAAGCGUGACAAGUACAUCGCUUUGAAAGCAUUGGUCGAGAAGAUUCCACAGAUCAACAGAUUCUGUACGUUCUAUCUCAUGCGAAUGCUGACCAAGGUAUCCGAUAAUUGUCAGGUCAACAAGAUGACGCCAAACAAUGUUAGUAUUGUAUUUGCCACACUGCUUCUCAGAAAGAAGGGUGCAUCGCCAAUGGAUUGCACUGCUUUCAACUCGAUCUUCAGUUUGGUCGAAUGUUUUAUGACUGGAUUCCACGAGAUCUUCAUCGAUAUCGAGAAGGAAUACCACAGACACCAGACGGAGCAGAGCGAUGCGAUGAAGCGUCGUACGAUGCCACCGACCAAGUCGUUGCCAGGCAUUCCACCAACAUCGUCGCCAAUGUCGCUGCCAUCGUCACCAGACAACUCACCACAACCCACUCGCAGUGCAAUGAACCACCACAGCCGAAACAACAGCAGCGGCGGCAAUGGCGCUUCCAACGAAGACAGUGACUCUGACGACGACGAAGGAUUCUCAAUCGGAACCAACAGUAAGGCAUCGAUCACCAUUCAACUCGGUGAGAUCGUCAAACAAGGAUAUCUCACAAAGAAAGGUGCUAUGCGUCGUAAUUGGACAAAACGUUGGUUCGUACUCAAAAAUGGAUAUCUAUUCUACUUUAAGACUUCGCGUGACAAGAAACCAAAAGGUAUCAUUCAACUGGUCAAUGUCUCUGUUUCGAAAUCCUACUACAAGCCAUAUUGUAUGGCAUUGAAAUCAUCUGGUUCCUCAGACGAACGUGAAUUCCUCAUUUGUGCAACGAAUCAAACAGAAUUGGAAGAAUGGAUAGUUUCAAUCAAUAAGUGUUCAACAAAGGAAUAA
Molecule: messenger RNA, 3810 nt
Organism: Heterostelium album PN500
Lineage: Eukaryota; Evosea; Eumycetozoa; Acytosteliales; Acytosteliaceae
Gene: xacC
Product: RhoGEF domain-containing protein
Exons: 3
Coding region: 1-3810 (1269 amino acids)
Biological process (GO): small GTPase-mediated signal transduction
Cellular component (GO): cytoplasm
Molecular function (GO): protein binding; GTPase activator activity; guanyl-nucleotide exchange factor activity
Source: RefSeq, a predicted model, not a curated record